GGCCCUGCGCCGCAGCGGGGCGUCGUGCGGCGCCGGCCCACUGUGUGAGGGGCGGGAAGGCGCCGUCUCGGCCUCCCGGUUACCGGCAGCCACGGUUCGCUGCCGCCCUUUGGGUGUGCGGCAGUGACAGGCGCUGCGGGGACAACAGUCGGGCCUGGCGUAGUGGGGGCGCGGCUCCGGCAGCAACAUGGACAGGCGGUGCUAUGGGUGUGCGUCCAAGUUCUCGGUCUUCAAGAAAGAGUGUGGAUGCAAGAACUGCGGCCGGUCGUUCUGCUCGGGCUGCCUUAGCUUCAGUGCUGUCGUUCCCCGCUGUGGAAACACUCAGCAGAAGGUGUGCAAGCAGUGUCACGGAAAGCUAACUGGAGAGGCAUCUCAAAGCAGUUCAGCAAAAUGGUCGCCACCAGAAAACUACAAAAAGCGUGUAGCAGCUUUUGAGGCUAAGCAAAACCAGCUGAAAAAACAACAGAAGGCAGCUGGGGAGCCCCUACGUCCAGUAGGCUCCAGAUACCCAGGGCUCUCAAAAGAGGAUAGAGCUAUUGCAGAGAGACUGGAGAGGCUCAGGCAGGAAAGGAAGCCGAAAUCCAUCCCUACUCAGGCUGAGAUCGAAGCUAGGCUGGCUGCGCUGAAGGAGGACUGUCGAGGACCUGUUCCAUCCACACAGGAAAUGGAGGACCGGUUGGCUGUCCUGCAGGGGAGAGAUCCUCCUUCCCAGGCUCCCAGACCUGUACACCGACCUCCUGAUACCAGAAGUCUGGUCCAGCAGACUGAUGACCUGUUAACUCAGCUGUCAGAGGAAGUUAGCAUUGAUGAGCAUUACAGACCAAGAAUCCAGCCUCAAGCUGUUAGUAGCCAGAAUUUGAAUGAUCUCAAUCGGGAAAGUGAAGAUUGUGUUUGCCCUGCAAAUCUGGACCCAAAACAGCUAGAGGAAGAGAAGAAUAAACUUCUGGCAGAAGCUGCUGCUGAGCUGUGGGAAGAGAACACUAGACAGGAAAAGAUCCUACAAGUUGCCAAGAGACUUGCAGCACUCAGAGGCGAGGACCCAGAGAAAGUUACACUGGAAACCUAUAAACUCCCUGACAGUGAUGAGGAAGUGACUGAGGAGGAAGCCAUUCGCAGAGUGCUGAAACAGCUCGCAGAGGAAGCAGCCCUGGAUGAAGCAAGUGGAUUCAACAUUCCUCCAGAUCAGACCACCCAACCAACACCCUCCCAACAGAACCUGCAUAAGAAGGCAAAGCAAAAGAGCCAGACUCCAACCGCCACAGCUCUUGCCAGCACAGAUGACAGUGAUGAGGAUGAGUUACCCUGGUGCUGUAUCUGCAACGAAGAUGCCACUUUGCGCUGUCAUGGCUGCGAUGGGGACCUCUACUGCCAACGCUGUUUUCGGGAAGGCCAUGAUGAGUUUGACUUGAAGGACCACCACACCUCCUGCUAUCGUCUUCCGUGCAAGUAGAAGCGAUCACAGUCUUCAUGGGCAGAAAAGGAGAUGGAGAACAGGAAAAGAGAGGAGUUGUCCAGAUGGGAAGAGUCAAGUGGAUUUGCAGCCAAAACGGGUGAUGUUUUGGACAGUUAAAGAUGUGCUGUAAUCUGAGAGAGGCUUGGAGGGUGUGCAAUGCUGUCCUCCCAAGUACAACCAGAGGAGUACAGGGUUUGCUGUGCGUGCUUGGGGAUAAAUGAGGACUUGGUAUGAGGAGGCGGAUACGAGUCUAUAAAUACAGAUGGUAAGGCAAUGCGGGUAGCAGUAAAGAUGUGUGUUUAAGGCAGUACUGACUGGCUGAUAAGUAACUUCCUGCUUUUGCUAACAGCUUACACACUGGUUCAACAGGCAGCAAAGCACUUUGCACUAAGAAAACUGUCUAUGUCAUGAUCACCUGUGUGAUGAGAACUUCCAAAGCAUAAUAAAAACUAUUGUAUGGA
Molecule: messenger RNA, 1914 nt
Organism: Falco peregrinus (peregrine falcon)
Lineage: Eukaryota; Metazoa; Chordata; Aves; Falconiformes; Falconidae
Gene: ZFYVE19
Product: zinc finger FYVE-type containing 19
Exons: 11
Coding region: 188-1450 (420 amino acids)
Biological process (GO): abscission; mitotic cytokinesis checkpoint signaling
Cellular component (GO): centrosome; midbody; cleavage furrow
Molecular function (GO): metal ion binding; phosphatidylinositol-3-phosphate binding
Source: RefSeq, a predicted model, not a curated record